Messenger RNA from Trichomycterus rosablanca, 1884 nucleotides. RefSeq names its product phosphoribosyl pyrophosphate synthetase 1A (gene prps1a). Gene Ontology annotation, cellular component: ribose phosphate diphosphokinase complex; cytoplasm. The transcript is spliced from 7 exons. The coding region runs from base 161 to 1123 and encodes 320 amino acids. The record is from RefSeq and is a predicted model, not a curated record. Gene Ontology annotation, biological process: purine nucleotide biosynthetic process; ribonucleoside monophosphate biosynthetic process; 5-phosphoribose 1-diphosphate biosynthetic process. Gene Ontology annotation, molecular function: magnesium ion binding; ribose phosphate diphosphokinase activity; ATP binding. NCBI's taxonomy places the organism in Eukaryota, Metazoa, Chordata, Actinopteri, Siluriformes, Trichomycteridae.
GUUUAAUGUUGGGGAGUCUCGAGCAGACGGUGAUAGUUACUCUCAGAGCCGCAGCAGUUAUAAAUAUUACUGCGGAUUUAUUCACUUUCUUCACUAUUUACAUUUUACUCUAAAGCUGUCGUUUCUUACAGGCACCAUAGAGGCCCGGAAACAGCCGAGAAUGCCUAACAUCAAGAUUUUUAGCGGUAGUUCGCAUACAGAUUUGUCUCAAAAAAUCGCUGACCGACUGGGACUGGAACUGGGGAAAGUGGUCACUAAGAAAUUCAGCAACCAGGAAACAUGUGUCGAGAUCGGCGAGAGCGUGCGCGGAGAAGACGUCUACAUCGUCCAGAGCGGGUGCGGUGAGAUUAACGAUAAUCUGAUGGAGUUAUUAAUCAUGAUAAACGCCUGUAAAAUCGCCUCAGCGUCCCGAGUGACGGCCGUCAUCCCCUGCUUCCCCUACGCCCGGCAAGACAAAAAGGAUAAGGUGGGGAGUCGAGCUCCGAUCUCCGCCAAGCUGGUCGCCAACAUGCUGUCCGUCGCCGGAGCCGAUCACAUCAUCACCAUGGACCUGCACGCCUCUCAGAUACAGGGGUUUUUCGAUAUCCCGGUGGAUAACCUGUAUGCUGAGCCAGCUGUUCUCAAGUGGAUUAAAGAGAACAUUAACGAGUGGAAGAACUGUACCAUCGUCUCUCCUGAUGCUGGAGGUGCCAAAAGGGUGACGUCCAUCGCCGAUCAUCUGAACGUGGAUUUCGCCCUCAUCCAUAAAGAGAGGAAGAAGGCCAACGAGGUGGACCGCAUGGUUCUGGUGGGGGACGUGAAGGACCGAGUCGCCAUCCUGGUGGACGACAUGGCGGACACCUGCGGGACGGUCUGCCACGCGGCCGACAAGCUGGUGUCCGCCGGGGCGACCAAAGUCUACGCCAUUCUGACCCAUGGGAUUUUCUCCGGUCCGGCCAUCUCUCGCAUAAACAGCGCCAACUUCGAGGCAGUGGUGGUGACCAACACCAUUCCUCAGGAGGACAAGAUCAAACAGUGCAGCAAGAUCCAGGUGAUCGACAUCUCCAUGAUCCUGGCCGAGGCGAUCCGGCGGACCCACAACGGCGAGUCCGUGUCCUACCUGUUCAGCCACGUACCCCUAUAACCGGCGCCGUGUAUCUCCAGCGCUCCGUUCGUCCGCCGUCCUCUCUCCCAGUGCUGUCUAGAGUAAAAACAUAGAACCUGAGUGUGCGCACCUCGUACCCUUGAAGCGUAUCUUCCAUACCAGAUAUUCCUCAUAUAUAGUAUGUUUUACGACAUGCAAGUGAACCCGAAAUCUGCUUUGUUUUAGUUCUGUGCUGGAAUCACCAGGCUUAGACCCAGCACACACCCCUACCAAAAAACGAGCAGACUGCUCCAGGCUAAUCAGCACGUUUCAGAACGAAUGUUCUGCGUACGUUAUUUGCGUCCAUUAUAUUUGACCUGAACGGGUCAGGACUGUAGAUACGGCAGCUGUUAAUCGUUCUAUCGUUUCCUCCGUAUCGAAGAUUCAGGUGAUUUUAAAUGCACUAGCGUAGCGUGCAGGCUCUAUUUUUGUAUACGAGUCUGGAUUCGUUGUGUUCGAUGAUGGCGUGAUUUUGUGUUCCGUGUUUUAUGUUUACACGACGUUCCAGGGCGGAUCCGUUGGCAAGUGCCUUUUAUCGACUCUGUGUUCCCCGAGUCUCUGGCGUCCGCGUUUGACAUAUAAUUUCAUCCGUCCUAAAUGUUGAAUGUGUUUCAUGUGAACGAGCUACUGAGUUCAGAAUCGUCUUGCUGAGCCGAAGCCAGUUAGCAUGGCCGGAGCAUUUAAAAUCAUCAUUAUAAUCAGCAUGAACCCUGACUGAAUGCUAAAUAAUACAUACAAUAAAUCUCAGAUUCCUGAAUGAA